AUGAAUCAACGUGCAAUUGCCCUUUGCCUGACACUCCUGGCACUUGGUGUCACAGCGGGUCCAACCCCUGACCAACCUGCGACAGGGAAGGAUGCUGAAGUAUUGUUGACUACCGCUUCUUCCGGCCUCUCUUCCGAAGAGCCGACAGAACAGUCGCUAGUCGAGACCGUGUCUACGUUCACGCAGCCUUCUGUCGAAGACAGUCAAACGGAAGUGUCAUCAUCAUCUUCAUCAUCGUCAGCUUCUCUGUUAUCGUCACCGGCAUCAGUAAACGUGCCUGUGGACGAACCGGCGCAAUCUAUGGCAUCGUCUUCGACGCCCUCGAAGGUGGCGUCAGCAUCAUUUCCGUCACCAACACCAUCGGAAGCGCCACUAAUGGCGUCGAGCACAAUUGUCUCUAGUGGUCAAACACCCACAGGCGAGGGUUCGGUUUCGGUUAGCGCCGCAGGAACCCUGUCGCCGGAAACAAUAGCAACAACAGAAGUUCUCACGGAUGCACCGCAGCCGGUGGAGAGCAGCACAAGUACGGUUGCUGAUGGCACUCCGGAGAGCGAUAGUGACGAUAAGAAAGCAUCUGACCUCGAGCCAGAGAGCGAGACGCCGGUGAUUAGCUUCGGCAUUCGAUUAUUCACGGUAGAGGUGGCCACCGGUACGGAGCGUGCAAGUGACGAUCAAACAGACCUGUCCAAUGCAACACAGACCCAGGAAAAUGUUACUAGCAAAAACGUGGCUUCUAAUGAGGAUGGCGCUGAUCUGGUAGACACUACUGUAUCAUCGGUCGCUUUGUCUACCAGCGCUGGCACUACCGAUAGCUCAAGGAAGAUACACGAGCAGGAAAGUGCGGAAGGUAGCGCCACAUCCACUACAACGAACGGUCAAUCAACCGUUACGAUCAAUACGCAGGUGAUGAGCAAUGGAGCUGCCGGUGGGGCAUUCGAGUUUCCCGAGGACGCACCAGAAGAUGCUUUCUCCAAUGAGAUACACGUCGAACGGAACUUGAAAAACGGCCUUUAUCGAAUUAAGAUAGCCGAAAUAACGACGGACGAGUUCGACAACGGGCUGCGCGAGAACGAUAACGAAAAUAUGCUAAUGACGGAUACGAUGGGUUCGCCAGGGAACCGCCAUCUACCUUUACACAAAUCUGUCUACCCCAGCAAGAUCAAUAUCGACGAUUUUUACCCUUCCAAGCUGGAGGACUUUAAACCGGAGCAGGCGCAGCAGCAGUCAAGUGCCGACGUGGAAAAACGACUGCGGGAGAAAUCUAUUUUGCGAAACGAGGAUGGCGAGAGACUGUUCGAGUCCACCAUCAUGAAGCCCUCGGACGUGUUGCCUGUACUGACGACGACCGAGGGAGAUGAGAAGGCUGGACAGUUCCAGGAGCAACUUUUGGGCGAUGGAAUGGAACGACCCUCCAAUGUUGGCACGGUGACAAGCGCCAGCAGUAGCAGCAUCGGUCCAGUAAACAAUGCGACCGGUCAGGAUGGUGGAGACAUCUCUACCACGAAGAUAGAGAUCGAACUAAUCGAUGACACGUCGGAAACAUCGGCAAGCGACGAGCGCAGCAGCAAACCGACCAUAGACAACAUCACGGAAAAGCUGGAAGAGAAUGACGAGGUGAUUAGUCGUAUCGAAGAAAACUUCAAGGGCUUCCGGGCAUUCGAAGGUACCGCCGGCGGAGACGACGAGGAGGAGUAUCGCGAUGCAAUGGAUGGUCGAAAGGACGACGAAGUAAUCACAAUUGCCAUCUCAUCGGUGACGUUUUCUUCCUCGCAGCAAGACUCUGCCCAAACGUCUCCUCCUCCGUCAUCAUUCGUGCCAUCGUCAACGGUGGCCGGUACCGAACAACAGCCUAACGACGAAGAGAUCGGUGUCCCUGUCAGUGGCAGCGAUAUCGUCAAAAACGGUUACGGCAACCUGUUCAUACCUCGACGUGUCAAAAAGAAUGACCCCUCGACCGCUACGAAGCUAGCCCAGCUGGGCAAGAAUGCUCCGUUGAAGAAGAUUGACUUUGCCGCCACCAAAUUUAACACGGACAACAAUGGUCCGGGUGGCGUGUCCGAUUCUGCUGACGGAAGCAAGAAGGAUAAACCCGAGUUCUCCACAACAAAGUUCUACAACAGCAAGGAACUGUACAGUGAACUGCAUCAUCAAGCGCUGGUACCGAACAGAACGCAAACGGUUGCAAAGUCCAAAGCAACCGCGGCCAUUCUAUCGGAGAAGGAUAUUAUUACCGCAAAAACAAUGUCCAAACCAGCGCAAGCUAUUUUGGCAGCCUCGUCCAGGAAGUCGUCCAGAGCGCAAGCAGCUACGACCGUCGGGGCAGAUGUAACUGGAGCUAAGGGUGAUAUCAAGCAGCAUACCUUAAAGACUAACUUCGUGCUUAACGAGGAAACGGUCCCAAUUGGGGCGAGGGUCAGCAAAUCCAGUACCGCCAGUGCAGCGGAGGAUUUGCAACAGAGAAAGAUAAAGUCGCUCGGUUCUGCUGCAUCGGCGAUCAUUGCUGCCACGGCAAAGCUAGCCAAACCGAACCGUACUUCCACGACGAGCACGACAACUACAACGGUGGCAGCGGUUGCAUCAGCUGCGACAACUGCGACGGUGACAUCGGCUCCAGUUUUGACAUCGGAUGCAGGCAGUAAUGAUGCCAACCGUGUCGGUGUGACGUCUGCCGCAUCCAGCAGAAUCGAUGAGCUCGUGCAAGCAUCGACGAGCGUAGCGACCAAUGAGCGCCUGCUGUCGAAGCCAUCUGUAGCACUGUCCCGUCUGCACGAGAAAAUUAAUACGCUCGAUUGUGAAAUUCAAAGCAUCGCACCCGAUUCGAGCGUCUGGCGCGGUAACGAAACGCACGAACUGCAGCUGCCGGCCAUGACACCUGAAGAUUGUUCCGCGGGCUCUAGCUGCACCCCGACCACCAUUUCCUGGGAGGGAACGGCCGAUAUUCAAUCGGGCGAUGUGCUCAUCGUUGAAAUAGACGAUCAUCAUUUGAUACCCUCGAAUUACAACAAGUCCACGGAAGGCGCCCAUCACACGACCACCGCCGUUUAUCAAGUUACCCGGCUCGGGCACGAGAACUGCGACAUUACCGAAGGCGUCCUGCUCGACAUCACACCGCUGGUGGCCGACGGCAAGAAGCUGGUCACCCUUUACGACAAGGAUCUGACGGAGGGAAUUAAUCUACUAAUUGUCGUCUCCGAGCAGUGGGGCCAACAGUGCGUCCGCCUGAAGGUGACCGUCAAGUCUGACAAUUGUGGCGAAAAUGCUGACUGCUCCGGAAAGGGUGUAUGCUACUCGAACAACUCCAUGGAGGGAUACGAAUGCCAAUGCUGCAGUGGAUUCGCCGGCACACAUUGUGAGGAGAUUGAUGCCUGCAGCCCAUCGCCCUGCACGAACAACGGAAUUUGCGUCGAUUUGUCACAAGGACACGAAGGCAACGCUUAUCAGUGUCUCUGCCCGUACGGCUACACUGGCAAAAAUUGUCAAUUCGAGUCGGAUCCAUGCAAUCCAUCGCAAUGCCUGAACGGUGGUACCUGUGUUGGGAAUUCGACACAUUUCAGGUGUGAUUGUACUUCCGGCUAUACAGGGCCACUGUGCCAGCACAACUUGAACGAAUGCGAAUCAUCACCCUGUGUGCAUGGUAUCUGUGUCGAUCAGGAGGAUGGAUUCCGCUGCUUCUGUCAACCAGGCUUCUCCGGAGAGCUGUGCAACUUUGAGUACAACGAAUGUGAGUCCAAUCCAUGCAUCAAUGGCGGCCAAUGCAUCGACAAUAUCGGCGGAUUCUCGUGCAAAUGCACCCGAGGCUACACGGGCAAACGAUGUCAUAUCAAGGUUGAUUUUUGUGCCAACGAUCCCUGCCCGGAUGGCCAUCGGUGCAUCGACCAUGGCGAUGAUUUCACCUGCGAAUGUCCCGGCGGACGCAACGGUCCGGAUUGCAAUCAGGUUCCACGAACGCUGUGCAACGUGAACCCUUGUGCCAACGGUGGCACCUGCUGGACAACGGAAGAAUCAUUCUACUGUGCCUGUCGUCCAGGAUUUACCGGCAAAAUGUGUGAAGAAAACUUCGUCAUCGAUACAAUGGUAAGCUCCAGCGAGAUGCUGUCCGACACGCUGGCCAAUCAGAACGGGCUGCGUGCCAUUAGCGGCAGCACGAUGUACGGGGACGACGGUGUUGUAGCACAUACCGGCAAGCACAACAGUGCCAUCGAGCUACACAAUGCGUACAUUGCGGCCGGGACGCUGGCUACCGCCAUUUUGAUAGUGGCCAUCGUGGUAACCGCAUGUCACUGCAAGGUGCACCAGAGCUACCGACACUUCGCCACCAAGCACCGUCAGCUGAUACCCAUUUUCGGACGUCGUGCGAAGCCUGCCAGCACCAAUCGCCACUGGCUCAGUGGCAAAGGCCAUCAGCAGCAACCGCACCACCACCAGAGCCACACGAACCCGAACUACAAUUACGCACACCAGCUGCCCAACUCGUACGCCGGGCUCCAGCCCGAACGGAUAAUCAACAAACCAUUGCCGAUGAAUUUGGAGAACGAUAUGUACUACACGGUGGACUUUGGUGAUUCGCAGAACGCUCCGUUGAUACAGUAAUGAUGAGGAGCGAAACUGGUGGGGGAGGGGUUGGAAAACUACUCCCCCCACGGGAACGAAGUUGGGGGUUUUGUGAGUUCGCGUGUUACCUGUGCACGCGAGUAAUGGUGAGAGGUUUGUGACAUGGUGCAACCGCUGCUGCUGCAGAUGGAAAAACGAUGGUUGGCGAGCGACAGUAACGAAUGCGAAAAGCAUUCUCUUUGAUGCUGCUCAUACAAUCUUAUUCGCACCCCCGACACCAUAACGGCCAAUUGAAGUUGUGUAAGUAUGGAAUAGCGCGAGUUGAACGGGGAGCUAAUUGAUACCUUAUUUGUUCCGUUUCUUGUUCUGCAAUUUUUCAAAGUACAAUAUGAUAUGACAAUGUUUCCGUUUGUGUAGCGUGAGCGUCACAACAACAAAAAAAAAUGGGCGCCAUGGACAAGAUAAGAUGCGAGUCGCUCGUACGUUUGUUGCAAACAAACAGCAUUAAAAAUUAAUUAAAUCAAUGAUGAAACUCCCUCCAAAGAUCCCCGCCCGCAUGUUAGGAAGCCUUUUCAACGAGACAUGUAACGUAUGGUGGUGAAUUAGUGUUACGAUAGCUACCCGAGCGUUAAUAUGUAAGUGCAAAAAUUCCAUUGUUUGAACGGCACUUGUGUGUUACCAAUUCCGCCUACUAUAUUGCUGGUGUUUAUUCACUGAAGAUCGCUGCUAAUUUGCUCCCUUAAAGCUGGUACUUCCUUCAGAAGCGUAUGAAAAUACAUGAAUGGGUUCGUCUGUGCUUUUACACCCUUCACACUUCCAUCUGCCAAGAGAGGAAGCGAACGAUGCAACUUUAAUGUAUUAUCCCGUUGCAUCGUUUAAAUAAGCACUACAAAAGGAUCGGAAAUUAAAGAUCCUUAUCGCAAACCAUUGCUUAAAUAGGAAUAAAAAUUGCAAGCACUGGCAAUGCUGGACGGAUGCUGUGUUUUUGGCGCGAUAAAUUCCGAUAACCAUCCGCACAUAAAUUGAAGUUGAAUAAGUUCGGAGGGAAUUUCUCCGAAUGGCGGUGUUCCCAAAAGUCACUUUGUCGAUUACAUGAUCUUGACGAAACUCGGCCAAAAUAAAACAACUACAUUUCGCCUGGCCCUUGUCUGCCGUUUCCUCGGAGAAUUCCCGUUUGCCAUCGAACCAAUAACUUUCGUUGUGUCUCCAAAGGCCAUCCGGGGGUCUGCUAUCCGUUCGGUCCGGUUAGUAUUUUAUGUUGAGGAUUGGGGACCGUAUCGUACGUUUGGUGAAGAAUGCUCCUCAAGCGAAAAAGCCUCCUGUGCACGCACCUCCUUCAGCAAUGGGACUUUCAGUAUGGCGAGAUCUCCAGAUUUUAAGCUCUUUUCUAUCAAUGCACAGAACGGCAGAUUGGUAAAGAGGAUAACAGUUUGUUCAAGUAAAGGUCACAAGUGACUGAAGCCCGGAACUAGAUGCUUGUAGAUGAAAGUGUGACACAAAAAAGCAAUGAUUUCAUUGCAUUUAAGAGCGCGUACUACAAGUCAAAGGGAAGGUUAGCAGAACGAUCGUUCUGGGAACGCUGUUCAUGCUCUUCCACCUAGCGGACAGCAAUUGAACACGAACGCAUCCACCAUCAGGUAAAGUGCAAAAAUGAGUUACGCGGACGGGAAGCUCGAAUUUUGUUUGCAAACGAUAAGAAGAUGCGAGUUUUAGAAGCGGUUUUGGAAACGGUACGUAAUGGAACAUUUUGUUCGUUCGUCUGGCAAAUGUUUGUGUUUAAUCGUAACCUAAAUGUUAUUUUACACGUUCAUCGUCGAUGUGUCCGAUGUACCGUGAGAUGUGCGGUCCUGUGUUGUGGUGUGGUGGACAAAAUGUGCCAAUAUAUUUUGAAUCUCAUUGAACGAAGUAGCUACAUUUGAUGCAUAUAUUAGGGUAAGAAAGUUAAUUUUGCGCAACAGCGUAAUAUGCGAGGUGAUUGGGGUGUGAUGUAAGAAAGCGCACAGAAUGUGGGAGAAACAUUACCCAGCAUGUAAUAAUUUCGAAAAAAGAGAAAGCAUAGACAAAAGGCUAACAAAAACUAAGCAAAAUUCAUUGAUAUCUUAAUACAACCAAAAAAAAACAUAAAUACGACUUUUUCUCAAGCUACCAAAAUCUUAGCUAAAAUACCAGUUACUUGACAAUGAGUGAAAAAAAAACGAACUAAUAACAUACAUCAAGAGAAUGAUAAAAUUACUUACAAAUUUCCAACUUUAUUACAAAACAAA
This is a messenger RNA of Anopheles moucheti, 6815 nucleotides long. RefSeq names its product platelet binding protein GspB-like. Bases 1 to 4590 code for a protein of 1529 amino acids. The transcript has 12 exons. NCBI's taxonomy places the organism in Eukaryota, Metazoa, Arthropoda, Insecta, Diptera, Culicidae. Gene Ontology annotation, molecular function: calcium ion binding. Gene Ontology annotation, cellular component: plasma membrane; protein-containing complex. Gene Ontology annotation, biological process: heterophilic cell-cell adhesion; establishment or maintenance of epithelial cell apical/basal polarity. The record is from RefSeq and is a predicted model, not a curated record.